AGUUGUGAAAAAUCUGGUUGCUUUAUAUUCUCCAGGACGGUUCAGCCGCUUACCUUCAGGAGAGGGACUGCAGAGCAUCUGCAACCCAGUAUUGGUGAGAGCUGUUUGUAAGAGCCAUGCACCUGGAACUCUAAUGCGACCACCUGCGCUUGAAGACCGGCAAAAGGCGGUGGCUGUCCAGGCGUGCAGGGCUGAAUAACAACAGCAAAAAAACAAACAAAAAAAAAAAAAAAAAACAAGAAGAAGAAGCUGAGACACGGAGCAUCUGUGCAGCUACACCCCGAGAAACCUCACAGCUCCCCCGCCUGCUAUAGGCAUGUCGACCGCCGGGGAAGUGCCAGCAUUCUUCAAGAGCAUGGGCUCUGACAGCCCCGCCAGGCCGAGGCAGAAAUUCUGUGGCAUGUUCUGCCCGGUGGAAGGCUCCUCGGACAGCAAGACCCUGGACUUUGAUGCACUCUCGGCGUGCAGGGGCAGGAGUGACCGGAGAGUCAUUGACCGGCAGACCGACAUCUCCCAGCCGAGGAAGGUGGAGAUAAGGGAGAGCACGGGGAAAGAAGCGCUACAGAAUCUGGAUGAUAAAAGGAGCGACCGCCUCCUGAUCAAAGGAGCGAAGAUCGUGAACGAUGACCAGUCCUUCUGUGCUGACAUCUAUAUGGAGGAUGGAGUCAUCAAACAAAUUGGGGAGAACCUCAUCGUGCCCGGUGGGGUAAAAACCAUCGAUGCCCACGGCCGCAUGUUGAUGCCGGGCGGCAUCGACGUGCACACGCGUUUCCAGAUGCCUGAUCGAGGUAUGACGUCUGCAGAUGACUUCUACCAGGGAACCAGGGCUGCGCUGGCUGGAGGCACCACCAUGAUCAUUGACCAUGUGGUACCUGAGCCCGGCCUCAGCCUCAUCUCGGCCUUCGAGCAGUGGCGCGAAUGGGCCGACAGCAAGUCCUGCUGCGACUACUCGCUGCACGUCGACAUCACCGAGUGGCACAAAGGCCUCCAGGAGGAGAUGGAGGCGCUCGUGAAGGAUCACGGUGUCAACUCUUUCCUGGUCUACCUGGCUUAUAAAGAUAUUUUCCAGCUUACUGAUGCUCAGGUGUACGAAGUGUUCAGUGUGAUCCGCGAUCUGGGAGCCAUCGCCCAGGUGCACGCCGAGAACGGAGACAUCGUAGCUGAGGAGCAGCGCAGGAUCCUGGAGCAGGGGAUCACUGGGCCUGAGGGACACGUCCUGAGUCACCCUGAGGAGGUGGAGGCAGAGGCUGUGAACCGCUCUGUGACCGUGGCCAAUCAGACCAACUGCCCCCUGUACGUCACCAAGGUGAUGAGCAAAAGCGCAGCUGAUGUCAUCGCUCAGGCGAGGAAGAAGGGCACUGUGGUCUACGGAGAGCCAAUCACUGCCAGCCUGGGAACAGACGGUUCACACUAUUGGAGCAAGAACUGGGCCAAAGCCGCCGCCUACGUCACCUCCCCUCCCCUGAGCCCCGACCCCACCACACCAGACUAUCUCAACUCUCUGCUCUCCUGUGGAGACCUGCAGGUGACAGGAAGUGCACACUGUCCCUUCAACACCGCCCAGCGCGCUGUGGGCAAAGAUGACUUCAGCUUGAUUCCUGAGGGUGUCAAUGGCACUGAGGAGAGGAUGUCCAUCAUCUGGGACAAGUGUGUGGUGACAGGUAAGAUGGAUGAGAACCAGUUUGUGGCAGUGACCAGCACCAACGCGGCCAAGAUCUUCAACCUGUACCCCCGCAAGGGUCGCAUCGCUGUGGGCUCAGAUGCUGAUCUGGUGCUGUGGGACCCAGACGUCACGAAGAUUAUCUCCGCCAAGAGCCACAACUCAACUGUGGAGUACAACAUCUUUGAAGGCACAGAGGUGCGCGGUGGGCCUCUGGUGGUCAUCAGCCAGGGCAAGAUCGUCUUGGAGGAGGGGAACCUCCACACGACCGAGGGCUCGGGACGCUAUGUGGCCCGUAAACCUUUCCCCGACUUUGUCUACAAAAGGAUAAAGGCUCGCAGCAGGCUGGCUGAGCUGAGGGGUGUACCCAGAGGACUGUACGACGGUCCGGUCUGCGAGGUGUCAGUCACCCCUAAAACCAUGACUCCCGCCUCCUCUGCCAAGACCUCACCUGCCAAGCAGCCCAACCAGCCCGUCCGUAACCUGCACCAGUCUGGAUUCAGUCUAUCUGGUGCUCAGAUUGAUGACAACAUUCCUCGCAGGAACACCCAGCGCAUUGUGGCGCCUCCAGGUGGCAGGGCCAACAUCACCAGCCUGGGUUAGAGCCCCCACCCUCGGCCGAUGAGGAGGAAACAAAGGUUUGAGGGAGGGCAGCCAGUGGGAGCUGAAGGGUCGAGAAACCACGUCACGACACCAGAGGCCUCCACCCUCGCAGAACCUGACCGGGUCACCCUCGAUCUUUCACUUCCUCCUUUGCCGCUUUUUCACAUACCCACUCUCCUCUUCCCCAAAACCUGAUCCUAGAGGACACAGCUAGAAACAAAAAAAAAAAAAAAAAGUCUGCCUCAUGAUGAAAAAAGAGAAAAAAAAUGAAAACACUCCUUA
Messenger RNA from Toxotes jaculatrix (banded archerfish), 2545 nucleotides. It is a transcript of the gene dpysl2b, whose product is annotated as dihydropyrimidinase like 2b. Gene Ontology annotation, cellular component: cytosol; cytoplasm. The transcript has 16 exons. Gene Ontology annotation, molecular function: hydrolase activity, acting on carbon-nitrogen (but not peptide) bonds, in cyclic amides. The record is from RefSeq and is a predicted model, not a curated record. Bases 317 to 2263 code for a protein of 648 amino acids. NCBI's taxonomy places the organism in Eukaryota, Metazoa, Chordata, Actinopteri, Toxotidae.